AUAUUAACUUUAAACACCUUGUAAUCACACAAAAUAAAAUGUUUUUUUCUUGUUCCUGAUGGUUCACAUACGUAAAAGUUGAUUGAAUACCAUAAAUCCUACAAAAUUUCGAAUAUUCAUAAUAACACACAAUGCCAUCUAAUUUUACCCAUAUCUCUUGUAAGCUUUUACAUAAAACCUUUUAACCAUUAAGGUUUGUAAAUUACUGUAUACCCUAAAGCAUAUAUUUCUGCUUCGUUUUAGCACAGAGUUUAAAAUUAAAACGAUAUUUUCUGUUUUAUUUAUUAUUUUUUCUACAAAAACUGUUAAUGAGGCAGAAUGCCCCACAAGUUAACAAAAAAAACGAUACAACUUAACAAGCAUCACAAACAAAAAGAACGUGUUCGUUGAUCAAACCACUUUUUGAAAACAAUGUUUUUAAUCGAUAUUUCUUCCUUGUUUAAAAAAAUUGAGAUUGUUUCUUUAAUUAAAAUAUAAAAACAUGACACCAUAACUAAAUUAUUUCGUCAAAUACGAUAUUUUUUUCAUAAUUCAUGCACCAAUUUUAUCCAACCAAAAAACAACCUUUUGCAUAUAAGCCAAUUUGAAAUGUUUGUCUAGUUUACCGAACGAAAACAAAACAAGCUGUCAAAGCGGUCGCGCGAUAGUUUCGGUUUCGGGUUGAAAAUGGUGCGAAAUUAUAUCCGUAAAACGACCCGUCGUGCUUGGGCGGUCACCCAAUUGACAGGCGCCAUCCGUGACGUCCGAUCGGGACAAUCUACGAACAGUGUUUGCCUAAAAUAUUCGAUCCCAAAGCGCACUCUUCGACGCUACCUGGAAAAACAAGGCGGAACAAAAGGAAACGUCGUUCUUCCUCACCUUGGAAACUUUGUUCCAAUCUUCGACGAAGUACAAGAAGAGCGCCUUGUUGGGAUCAUAAUCCGCAUGAGCGACUGCGGCUACGGAUUGACCAGUAAGGAUGUUAGGAGUCUAGCCUUCCAGUUCGCCGAGACAAACAACAUAACCCAUCCGUUUGCCAUGGAAAAGCAGCACGCCGGAUUGGGUUGGUACAUUGGAUUCCGCCGACGCCAUCCGAAUCUUGCUCUGCGGACACCCGAAAAAACUUCAAUGGCUCGCAGUACCGGAUCCAAUCGCGCAGCAGUGAAUGUGUUUUACGACAAUUUGGAGAGGAUUUAUGGAACCAGUGUUUACUCCCCGGACAGAAUUUGGAAUGCUGACGAAACUGGAUUUAGCACCGUCCCAAAUAAGUCUUCCAAAGUGCUCGCUGUCAAAGGUCGACGACAAGUUGGAGCAAUCUCGUCAGCAGAAAGAGGAGUCAACACGACCGUUAUGAUGACGGUUUCUGCUGCUGGCCAGUAUUUGCCCCCGAUGUUCAUUUUCCCCAGACAACGGAUGAACGAUGCGCUCAAGAUUGGUGCUCCGGCUGGCUCGAUUUUUGAAUGCAACCCAAGUGGAUGGAGCACAGUAGCUACGUGUACAAAAUGGUUUGAUCAUUUCCUGGCUUACACAAGACCAACAGCCGAAGCGCCAGUUUUAUUGAUCCUAGAUGGGCACUCCAGCCACACUAAGAACGUCGAGAUGAUCGAAAAAGCAGCACGAAAUAAUGUCCGUAUCCUGUCCAUCCCUCCCCAUACUUCCCACAAAUUACAAUCGCUCGAUGUUUCUGUUAUGGGACCCCUGAAGACAAAGUAUGGCCAGGCCGUCGAUCGCCUUUUACGUCGAGAACCAGGACGGGUCGUAACAGUCUAUGAUGUAGCAACAUUGGUCAACGAGGCGUUUGAGGCAACCGCAACAAUGAAGAAUGCCGUAGCAGAGUUUCGAGCUACAGGAAUUUAUCCAUUCGACACGGGGUUGUUCUCUGACGCUGACUUUGCCGCCGCUACCAAUUUGAACGCAAUUAACCGUACAGCGGAUAAGAAUGUACAAACGGAAGCAAUCGGACCCACGCCAUCAACUGCUGCUGAGGUAAGCUUUUAUCUAACAGUGGAGAAUCCUAUCUGUAGUAUAAUAUCAAUUAAAAUAAUACUAUUGAGAAUGGUCUACUCAUGUUAAACAUUGUUAACUUUUUUAUUUGUUUUAGAUCAUGACGAUCAGUAUUUGCGAGGAUAACAGCCACAUAACCACGCAGGAUAUGCCAGGACAUGACGAUUUGAUUCAAGUAAACGGCUGUGAAGUACUUCAGUUGGAGAUUCCAAACCAAGAACGCAAUGAACCCGAGUUCGGAUGGGAGGUCAGCGGUGAUUCGGAAUUUCUAACGGUUGAUCCGAACGUUUAUUACACUGUUGAAAAAAAAUGGUGCCGUCACCAUUCAAAGGUUGGACGCAGCAGAGCUCCUGACUUUGGAGCAGCAAUUGGAUACCACUCCAAAUUCCGUAUCUCUCCUUGAUCCUUCGGUCCGAGAUGAACCGGACAUUACAAAAGCUACGACAUUUCAGCUAUCCCCCGAGCUGGUUCGUCCUGCACCUGCUGCGCGUAAGCGUAAAUCACAGAAACGCAAACGAGAGCAAUCGGAAGAACUAACAUCAGUGGCUUAUCGUGAACGAUUGCUUAAGCAAAGCGCAGAAAAGGAAGUAAAAAAUAUCAAAAAGGGUCAGCGCAGAAACAAACGGAAAAAGGCGGACACUAACACUGACAUGGACGUCCUUUGUCCUUCAUGUGGAGUACGUUUCAGCGAUUCAAUGGAUGGC
Aedes albopictus (Asian tiger mosquito) is the source of this 2687-nucleotide messenger RNA. RefSeq lists its product as uncharacterized. The coding region runs from base 667 to 2052 and encodes 461 amino acids. Gene Ontology annotation, molecular function: DNA binding. NCBI's taxonomy places the organism in Eukaryota, Metazoa, Arthropoda, Insecta, Diptera, Culicidae. The record is from RefSeq and is a predicted model, not a curated record. The transcript has 2 exons. Gene Ontology annotation, cellular component: nucleus.